Messenger RNA from Paracoccidioides lutzii Pb01, 180 nucleotides. RefSeq lists its product as hypothetical. Bases 1 to 180 code for a protein of 59 amino acids. The record is from RefSeq and is a predicted model, not a curated record. The transcript is spliced from 2 exons.
AUGAUCAUCAGCACGGACAGUACGUUUGUCCCACCUGCGCUGGGUAAUGGAGACAACCGAGAUAAUGAGACGUUCAAGUCAAUUCACGACUCGAACGGUGCUUGGGACCACGCCAUUGUUGGAUUCGAUCCGGGCACCAAGGAAGCUAACAUAACUCCCAGACCAGGAGAAGGAGAGUAA